AUGGUAAAAUAUAUAAUGCUGAUGCAAGCAACCGUAGCAGAUCCUCAGCCUCCUCCGAGGUCCGAAGCAUGUCAGAUAUUAGCUGCCUUCACUAACAAAGAACUGACAGCUUAUGCCAAAGCUGGGGCCGUGGCUGAAGAGGUCCUUACAGCUAUCAGAACGGUGAUAGCCUUCGGUGGGCAAAAGAAGGAAAUAGCAAGGUAUGAAAAGAACUUAGAAGAUGCCAAGAAUAUAGGUGUAAAGAAGGCAAUCACAUCAAAUGCUCCAAUAGGAGUUGCUUUCUUAAUAAUAUACUCUGCCUAUGCAUUAGCUUUCUGGUACGGUACACAUCUGGUUAUAUAUGAAAAUUACACCAUUGGCGCUGUACUUACUGUAUUUUUCUCAGUGACUGUGGCUGCUUUCAGUUUUGGCCAAGCUGCCCCCAAUAUUGAAGCCUUUGCCACGGCCCGGGGAGCAGCCUAUCCCGUAUUCACCAUUAUUGAUAAUGAACCCAAAAUUGACAGUUUUUCCACUGAUGGCUUUAAACCAGACAGCAUUAAAGGAGAUAUAGAAUUCAUUGAUGUAAAUUUUACAUACCCAUCCAGGGCUGAUUAUCAGGUUUUGAAAGGAAUAAACCUAAAGAUCACAAGUGGGGAAACUGUUGCUCUAGUCGGAAGCAGCGGCUGCGGGAAAAGUACCACCGUGCAGUUGCUACAGCGAUUUUAUGAUCCUGUGAAAGGCUCGAUAACCAUUGAUGGACAAGAUAUUCGUAACCUUAAUACGAAAUAUCUCAGAGAAAUUAUCGGCGUGGUGAGCCAGGAACCGAUUCUGUUUGAUACUACAAUUUCAGAAAACAUCCGUUAUGGACGAGAAGAUGUCACAAUGGAGGAAAUCGAAAAAGCAACAAAGGAUGCAAAUGCGUACAAUUUUAUUAUGCAAUUACCAGACAAAUUUGAAACCCUGGUGGGAGAGAGAGGAACACAGAUGAGUGGUGGACAGAAACAGAGGAUCGCUAUUGCAAGAGCACUUGUCCGCAAUCCCAAAAUACUCCUAGACGAGGCCACGUCCGCCCUGGACACUGAAAGUGAAGCUGUUGUCCAAACUGCUCUGGAUAAGGCUCGGGAGGGUCGUACGACCAUUGUAAUUGCUCACCGUUUGUCCACAAUUCGAAAUGCUGACACUAUUGCUGCUUUUGACAGCGGAGUCAUAAUCGAAAAAGGAAAUCACAAUGUAUUAAUGGAAAAACAAGGGGUAUAUUACAAGCUUGUUACUAUACAGACAGUGGAAGCACAUAAUGAUGAUGAUCUAGAAGAUGAGCCAUAUGAACGGACAUCAGCAGAGAUGGAUCUUACAGGCUCCCAACUAAUAAGGAGGAAAUCAAGUCGACAAAGUUCUAGGAAAAUGCCAGAGAAACAGGACAAGAAAAAAGAAGGCAAUAACAAAAAUGGGGUUGAAGAAAUUCCAUCAGUCUCAUUUUUUAAGGUUCUAAGCUUGAACAAACCAGAAUGGUUGUACUUUGUGGUUGGCGUUAUCUGCGCCAUCACUAACGGGGGCACUCGACCAGCAUUCUCUAUCAUAUUUUCGAAAAUCAUUGGGGUGUUUGCCGGAGACGCGGCUGAUAUAAAUUCAAAAAGCACCAUGUUCUCACUAUUUUUCCUAGCGUUGGGUGGAGUUUCAUUCGUUACAUAUUUCCUUCAGUUGUUUUCACAGGGAUUCACCUUUGGUAAAGCAGGAGAGAUUCUAACUAUGCGGCUCAGACUCAUGGCUUUCAAAGCAAUGCUGAGACAGGAAAUGAGCUGGUUUGACAACUCCAAGAACAGCACUGGGGCUUUAACAACAAGGCUGGCUACUGAUGCUUCGCAAGUGCAGGGGGCAACUGGAGCAAGACUUUCCAUACUGUGUCAGAACAUAGCAAAUAUGGGCACAGCCAUUAUUAUAUCACUUAUAUACGGAUGGCAACUAACUCUUCUUCUUUUGGGAAUUGUGCCAAUACUUGCCAUUUCUUCUCUGAUUUCAAUGAAAAUGCUUGCUGGCCACGCCAAGAAAGACAAAGCAGAAUUGGAAGUAGCUGGAAAAGUUGCCAAUGAUGCUAUAGAGAACAUCCGCACUGUUGUCUCAUUGACACGAGAAAGGAAAUUUGAGUCCAUGUAUGAGAAGAAUUUGGAAGGGCCCUACAGGAAUUCUGUUAAAAAAGCACAUAUAUAUGGCUUGUCAUUUGGCCUCUCUCAAGCCAUUAUGUAUUUUGCUUAUGCUGGCUGUUUCCGGUUUGGGGCGUACCUGGUGGCAAAAGGUCUAAUGAACUUUGAAGAUGUUUUUCUGGUUUUCUCAGCCAUUGUGUUUGGUGCAAUGGCUUUGGGCCAGACCAGUUCAUUUGCCCCAGACUACGCUAAGGCAAUGGUGUCCGCAUCCCAUAUAUUCAGUUUAUUGGAACGAGUUCCACUGAUUGACAGCUACAGCAAUGAAGGGGAAAAGCCACCACAUUGCGAUGGAAACGUGACAUUUAAAGGUGUGCAGUUUAAUUACCCGACAAGGCCUGAUGUCCAAGUUCUUCAGGGACUGGAUUUGACAGUGAAGAAAGGAGAAACGUUGGCACUGGUGGGCAGCAGUGGAUGUGGCAAAAGCACAACCGUCCAACUUCUGGAGAGGUUCUACGACCCAAAUGAUGGAGAUGUGUGCUUGGAUGGCAACGGUGUGAAAAGCCUGAACAUCCAGUGGCUCAGAGCACAGAUGGGGAUAGUUUCCCAGGAACCCAUGUUGUUUGACUGCAGCAUUGCCGACAAUAUUGCAUAUGGUGACAACAGCAGGAUGGUGACACAAGAGGAGAUUGAAACCGCAGCAAGAGAAGCCAAUAUCCAUAACUUUAUUGACUCACUGAGCGAUAAAUAUAACACACGUGUUGGGGAUAAAGGGACCCAGCUCUCAGGAGGACAGAAGCAGAGGAUAGCCAUAGCUCGAGCUCUUGUACGGAAACCCAAAAUACUUCUACUGGAUGAAGCUACAUCUGCCCUGGAUACAGAGAGUGAAAAGAUUGUACAAGAAGCCCUGGAUAAAGCAAGAGAAGGUCGCACUUGCAUUGUGAUUGCUCAUCGGUUGUCCACUGUCCAGAAUGCGGAUAAAAUUGCAGUGAUCCAGAAUGGACAGAUUGUAGAACAAGGGACACAUCAACAGCUCAUACAGCAGAAAGGAGUCUACCAUUCACUGGUCACUAUACAGCUUGGCCACACAUGAGUAUGCUACGAGAUUCC
Molecule: messenger RNA, 3224 nt
Organism: Pelobates fuscus (common spadefoot toad)
Lineage: Eukaryota; Metazoa; Chordata; Amphibia; Anura; Pelobatidae
Product: ATP-dependent translocase ABCB1-like
Exons: 2
Coding region: 1-3207 (1068 amino acids)
Biological process (GO): transmembrane transport
Cellular component (GO): membrane
Molecular function (GO): ABC-type oligopeptide transporter activity; ATP hydrolysis activity; ATP binding
Source: RefSeq, a predicted model, not a curated record